Molecule: messenger RNA, 540 nt
Organism: Abrus precatorius (Indian licorice)
Lineage: Eukaryota; Viridiplantae; Streptophyta; Magnoliopsida; Fabales; Fabaceae
Product: protein LIGHT-DEPENDENT SHORT HYPOCOTYLS 10
Exons: 1
Coding region: 1-540 (179 amino acids)
Biological process (GO): response to light stimulus; mRNA transcription
Cellular component (GO): nucleus
Source: RefSeq, a predicted model, not a curated record
AUGUCUAGCAGUGGCAGUAGUCAUGGGAAGGAAUUGGCAGAAGGAUCAUCAACAAAUAUUGCAAUAGAUUAUCAUCAUCAGCAGCAGAAUCCAGUGACACCUAGCCGCUAUGAGUCACAAAAGAGAAGGGAUUGGAACACUUUUGGACAAUACUUGAAGAACCAAAGACCCCCAGUUCCACUCUCUCAGUGCAAUUGCAACCACGUGCUUGAUUUCCUUCGCUACCUUGACCAGUUUGGGAAAACCAAGGUUCACAUACAAGGUUGCAUGUUCUAUGGGCAACCAGAACCCCCAGCACCCUGCACUUGCCCUCUUAGACAAGCUUGGGGAAGCCUUGAUGCUCUCAUUGGAAGGCUUAGAGCUGCAUAUGAGGAAAAUGGUGGGCCCCAAGAGACUAACCCUUUUGCAAGUGGCUCCAUUCGUGUGUACCUUAGGGAAGUCAGAGAGUGCCAAGCCAAGGCUAGAGGUAUACCUUACAAGAAGAAAAAGAAGAGCACAAAGGGUCAUGAAGAAUCAAGCUCCACCAUCCAUUUCUCUUGA